AUGUCCUCCUCCUACCAAACAUUAGCAAAUCCUCCCAUGGACCAGAUUUCCAGUAAUAAUGUCAACAAUGUGGACCCGCUAGACUUUCCUAUGGAUGAUCAAGACAUUCUCGAUGAGUUUCUUGAUCAACGAGUAUACGAAGUGACAGAUGGAACCAGCCCGAUCUCCAACAUGAACAGACAGAGUAAUAAUAGCAGUAAUACUGGUAUCAGCAAUGAAAUUAACCACAGUUCUGGCAUCAAUAGCCAUACUACUACCACUAAUAAUAAUAAUGAUAACAAUAAUAAUACUAAUAAUGACCUUAAUGACCAAUUUGAUUUAGACUCUGGUGCCAACUCGAACAACUACAACUUAGGCAGUUUGGAAAACCUUGAUAUUGGAUCAUUUUACCAACCAUCACCGGACUAUAUGAUAGCUAGCAAUAAUCAUUCAGGCUUUCACAGCCCAGAGGGUGUGUCUCCGCAAAGUUUCCAGCAAGCUCAACGUCAGCAGCAACAUAACGACAUAGUACAAGGCAGCGCCUCUAUGCCGGGAGUUCAACCUGAGUUGAAGCUUGAAUCAAAUUCAAAUUAUUCCACACCUCCAGAGAAAACUAUAAUCACCGCUUACGACUAUGCCAGGUCAGAGUUGGCUAAGUUAAAAUUUGGGAAUCCAAGUAUGUCACCCCAACCUAAUUCCGUAUCUGUUCCAGAUCCAAUGACAUAUCUCGAUUUUAGUCCACAGACUAUGUCCGGCCUUCCAUUUAAGCUUGAGCUUUCUAACUUACCUACAUAUUCAAGAGUGGAGACUCAAAUUAAGCUCAAGUUUUCUCUCUCUCCUCCACCAUCGUCAUUCCUCUUACAUAUUCCUCAAGACUUGAUAUCCAAAAGUAAAUUUUGCUUGAAGGAUUCUAUUCACAGUAUGCCUGAAGAGUUUAAGAAACACGUCUUGUUCUUGGAUACUUACGUAUUGACUUCGGACCUCAAAAAAUCAUGUACAAUAUGUUCAAGAUGUAUCAAAAGAGAACAAAAGAGAGCAUCAAGAAGAAAAUCUGCCAUAUUUGGGGAACAACAAGACACAAUGAAGGAAGAACAGAUUGAAGAGGUGUCUCCUAAAGCCAAUAAUAAUUCGUGGUCCGACGAAAAUAUGUCGAAGAAGGCAAUCAUUUUCAACUGUAAAGAGAUUGUGUCUUUUCCACCACCCAAUGGGUUAAGUAACGAUCUUAAGAAAAGCUUGGAGCUCCUGAUUAGAAUUGUCUGUUAUUGUAGGCAUCAUAAGGAACUGAAGGGAUUUAAAUUAUUAUUUGUUGUUAAGGACUACACUGGAAAAAUUGUCGCCAAGAAUAUAUCAUCGCCAAUUAUGAUUAUGGAUAGAAAGAAAACCACAGGAGGUGGAAAUAACUCUAGAAUAGAAAACUCUUUGCCCAACUCGGUUUCGAAUUCUUCCACGAAUUUGGCUGGUCUUGGUUCGACGGCUGCCAGUGCAUCUGGUGCAGAAGGUGGAGCUAACUCUUCCUCAAACUUGUCAACCCAUCCCGUGAUACCGGAUUCUGGCUUGGAAUCCCUCCACCCAUUAUCGCCUAACUCAAUCGAUGGCGAGUCCAACUCUGAACCUACCAAUACUGAUACGGAUAGAGGAUUGAAAAGAAAGAAGCUAUCGGUGGAUGAUUCCUUCAACACUUCUUCGAAUCCAAUGUUCAAUGGAUCUUCAAAUAACUUUUCCCCAAUAAGCAACAGUGACACCAACACCAACACAUCGACACAUAAUUACUUCAUGAAACCAUCUUCGUCAGCAAAUCUUUUAAACCCAUUAAAUCUGUUAAUGAGUCAAAGUACUCACCAACAGCUGCAACAACUGCAACAGUCCAAUGGGGGACCACCAGUACCCUCCAUUCAGAGAAUAAUACCUGCUCAAGGUCCUAUUAGAGGAGGAAUUGAAGUAACUCUUUUAGGAUUUAAUUUCCGUCCUGGCUUGAUGGUUAAAUUUGGAUCAAAUCAAGCUUUGGCUACUCAUUGUUGGUCAGAGACUACUAUUGUAACGUAUUUACCACCUGCUUCUCAACCAGGGCAAGUCUUGGUUAGUUUUGAAAAUGAAAGUUUGAUGCUAGGUUCUGUGCAACAACAACAAGUUUUCACAUACACUGAUGACACUGAUAGACAAUUAAUUGAAUUGGCUUUACAGAUCGUUGGUUUAAAGAUGAAUGGAAAAUUGGAAGACGCUAAAAAUAUUGCAAAGAGAAUUGUUGGAACUGAUGAAAGGAAUGGAGGUGGAUCAAAUGAAAGUUCUGGUUCAGUUGCUGGCGCAACGAAUGCAGCAUUGGAUCAGGAAAGCUCGGGAUAUGAAUGGUUUGAUAAUGCUCAUAAAGCGGUUGAAAUCUUGACUAAGUCAGAUCUUUCGACUGAGGAUAUUUUAAUUAAUUUCCUUUCGUUGGUUGAUUUACCCAACUGCCCAAUAAUUUUAUUGAACUGGCAAUUAUGUACCAAUCAGGGCCAAACUUUGUUACAUUUGGCAACCUUGAAGAAUUACUCAAAUUUGAUUAAGUUCCUCAUCACCCACGGCUGCAAGAUUGAUGUAAAGGAUAACCAAGGUUUGACUCCUUUGUUCUUUGCAUCUAUGUGUGGACACAGAGAGUUGAUAAGCUUAUUUGUUGAGUGUAAAUCUAAUUAUAACUUGAAAUUGGCUAAUGAAAAGCACUUGAUUGAUUACUGUGAUCCUAAUGUUUUAGAUAUUUUCAAUAACUUGAGUGAUAACGAGGCUGAUUUUAGUAAAGGUAUCACAAAUUCCAAUCCUUCUAGUGGUGUUUUAAGUAAAUCAAUAAGUAUGGAUUCUUUGAAUUCGUUGUUUACCAUGAGUUACGGUCGCCAUAUUUCCAAGAUGGUGGGAAGAGAAUCAAGCGAGAUCUCCACCUUCAAGAAAUUAGAAAGUGGUGACAGGCAUAUUGUCAGAAGAGAAUUUAAGCCAACAGAUGAAAAGUGUCUGGAUGUUUAUGACGAUAGUAAUGAUUCCAGCGAAUUUGCGGAUAGCGAAUUCGAAUCCAACGAUGAAGAUUAUGACGAUUAUGGUGAUGUUGAAACGUUGAGAAAUUCAAGCCUUAAUGAAACAAGAGGAAGUAGCAGCAGUAGUAAUACUACUAUUACUGCAACUGGCAAUGGUAGUUUGUGGCAGAAGGUGAAAAAUGUCUUCAACAACGAUGAAGACAUUGAACUUCCAUCUUAUGAUGACUUAUUUCCAUUCAGAGAUACUCAAAGCACUAUUAUUGAGACUUCGUCUUCUAAGAUUCUCGAAGUUCAGAGGGAAGGAACAUCUGGAUCCACUACUAAUAAUUCUAAGGAUGUGCAAACUGAUGUACAACAUGAGGAAGACAGUGGAAUAACUUCAGAUUCCUCUGAUGAUCUAAUGAUAUCUUAUAAAUUGCACAAUGGUAGAAAAACCGUGAAGAAUGAUAAAAUGUUGUUAUUUUUCUGGUUUCCAGCUUUGAUUGUCAUUGGUGCAUUGUUCGUGUCAAUAUCAGUAAUGGGGUACAAGUUCGAUUUCAUUGAAGAUUGGAAAGUUUACUUCAGAUCCAUCAUUGGAAAUUUAAUGGUUGGAAACGAAAGAGUAAUUAGAGUGUUUCAGCACGAAAGAAAUGGCAUAAGAGAAUUGUUGACCUAA
This is a messenger RNA of Dujonia railenensis, 3630 nucleotides long. Lineage: Eukaryota; Fungi; Ascomycota; Pichiomycetes; Serinales; Debaryomycetaceae. The record is from the annotation of a GenBank genome assembly.